ACAAACUAAAACUAUGGCGGAGAGUCUGAGAUCUCCCCCUGAAGAGCUGAACAGCGUCCGAAUCGAAGAUCUUAUCUCUUUUGAUGAUUGUGAUGAUUGUGAUGAUGGUUUAUUGGAUUAUUCUAUCAGAGAUCACAUCGAUUUCAAUGAUUCCCUUAUCAAUCAGGGUGAAGCACCUGAUGGAGAAGCCCAUACUUUGAACACUUCAGUGGGUGAAGUGGCUGAUGCUGGAGAAGCCUGUGGUUUGUUGCAGGGAAGUGUUGGGAGGGGGAAUGACAAGGCCAAUACAAAUGAUAAUGAACUGGAUUCCCUCAUCAAUCAGGGUGAAGUACCUGGUGGAGAAGCCCAUACUUUGGACACUUCGGUGGGUGAAGUGGCUGAUGCUGGAGAAGCCUGUGGUUUGUUGCAGGGAAGUGUUGGGAGGGGGAAUGACAAGGUCAAUACAAAUGAUAAUGAACUGGAUUCACUCAUCAAUCAGGGUAAGUACCUGGUGGAGAAGCCCAUACUUUGGACACUUCGGUGGAUGAAGUGGCUGAUGCUGGAGAAGCCUGUGGUUUGUUGCAGGGAAGUGUUGGGAGGAGGAAUGACGCUGUCAAUACAAAUGAUAACUCUACUAUUUUUGAUUUUCACACAAAUACCCAAGAGUCGCCAGUUGUCAGUGGAACUGAAACUCCUACGGGAGUUUUGAAACCAAAGCGCUACAAGUGUGCUUAUUCUUGGUUUAUCUCCGAUGGUACAAAGAUAAUCAAGGAAAAUUUUCCAUCUUUGUCUGCUAAAGAAGUCAAACAAGAGGUAGGCAAGUUAUGGAGAAGUCUCACAGAUGAAGAGAAGGAGCAACACGUACAGUUGGCUGCUCCAGGUAAAAAGCUGUACGAUAUAAAAAUGUUGAGGUACCGCAGGCAAAAAGAAACAGUGCCCAACAGCAAUGGUAAAGAGAAAAACUCUACGACUACAGUGAUGAAUAGGAAGGAACCAAAGAGGUCUGAAGUGUCCGAGGUAGUGCAAGCUUGUCGCUCUUUAAUUGCUGUUGUUAAUGAUUUGCUUAUUAACAUUAUUCCUGUCCCCGUUGAGAAAUGGAUGGCUGUCCUCAACACCGUGCCAGAACUGGAUGCUAAUGUUAAGGUGGCAGCGAUUAAUUUUCUUGAAGGCAAUCCAACUAGCGUCCGUACAUUUAUGUCUUUAGAUGUCGGAUUACGCAAGAUGUGGAAUUGUGAAAGGUGCAUGACUUAUCAGGCAAAGGUAAUGAAGGCGAGCCAGUCAGCUUGACCAUUUUGUGGGAAAGCACAAAACUCUCAUUGUUGUUAAACAACUUUAAAACAUUUAACAAUCGCCAGACUAAAACAAGUGUAGCACACUCCUAAACAAGUGUCAAAUGGGAAGUUCCCAUUGGACAAGGACAAGGAAAAGGUGAACAACCAGGUGAGAUUUCAGCCGUUGCAGUAGUUAUCCAUGAACACGUCCCGAGUAAUGACAUGCAAAGAAAAUCGUCGUCUUUUGAAGUAAAAAUAAUUACAGCCUCGUAUAUACCUGUGAUAAUGAAUCAAAACCAAAACCAUGUACAUGUACCCCCGGUUGUAGUUACAUAGGAGGGUUAGUGUUUGAGGUCUGAUAAGGUUAACCACAGCAAUCGAACCCACAAUAUCACCAGGUAUACUCCCUUGUUUAAUACAUGCUAAACCACUGCAAUAACCUACAAGUUCACAUAUUUUCCCGGCUCUUAUAUCAGAGAGGAAUUUAGGAUGAAGGCGAUCAUCCUCGUUCAGUCGUUCUCUUCUAAACUAAAAAAGUAAGCCUUAUUUAUUCGACCUCCUAAGCAGGUAACUGCAUAGUAAGCCUUAUUUUUAUUCGACCUCCUAAGCAGGUAACUGCAUGGAUGAACUUCUUCUCAACAAAAGUAAAGGAUAUCCUGGCGAUGGAGCGUAGGCUGUAUGCUGAGAAUUCGGCUGAAAGCCUUGGGUUACUCCAAUCAGUGGUUCAACAAUUGAAGACUAUGAAGAAAUACAUCGUUGACCACUUGGAACCCACUCCUGUUGAUUCAGAUUCAGCAAGUGAUUUCACUCAGAAAUCUUCAGUUCAUCAGAAGAAGAAGAUGAUGAUUGUAUCGGUUUCGAAUUGAUUAUCCCUUUGUUUUUCUUCUAUGGAGAGGAAGAUUUAUCUGAUGUGAUGAGUUUUCAACCUAAAGAAUUAAUCACAACAAGUUAAUGACUAAGGAUUGUUCACCCCUUCUUUCUGAUUAUUCUAGCAUACUAUUCCACCGUGGUAAAGGGUUUGUAGUUAUUGGCAGUGUGUUAGAAGCAUUUGUAAGUUCUGUUUUGAUUUACUUGCUUCUUUUUCGGUUGUUUAUAAUGGUUGAUUACGAUAAAAAAUUUGCUUCUAAGAUGGUUAACAACAUGGGUACCAAUCAGAUUGUUUAUUCAGUGAAUCAAUUGUUGGUAUGUCAUCUGAAGGAGGUGUUUCUAGUAUUGCUUGGCAGGCGUUAGGUAAAAUGCUUCAAAGGGUUAUCAGUCACCAAAUAGCUGGUGAGCACUCUUCUUGCAUUGGUAUCAACCUUACUGGCAACAUAUUUGAUCGUGGGAGAGGUAUUGAACAUAUGGGAAGGUGUUCUUGCUUUGACGGUGAUUAUGAAUGCUACUUCGAUACAAUUAUUUCGUGUUUGAUAUUUCUUAAGUCAAUUUUAUUGGAGGGAUACAAUGGAAAAUAUGUAUGUGCGCUUAUAGGUUCGUCACUUGAGCAGUCAGAUGUGCUGUUGUUUCUAGCAAAUGGAGACAGUUGUGAGGAUAGCAAGUUAUUUGAUAAGAUGCUUGAAAGAAAUGUCAGCUGUUCCAUGCUUCUUGUAUGGAAUCUUAUGAAUGAAGCUAAUUGGUUAGAAUAUCAGUUUUCCACCAAGGUGACUGUGCUCUUUAAACCAAAGGGUCAUUUGUCUUGCUUAAUGAUGCUCAUAUCUUCGAGAAGUUGUUCAAAAAUGUUAUAGUUGGGUUUCUCAUCGAACCAUCAUUUGCCUACUUAUGUGUUCUGUGGUAGUUUUCUGGUUCUGGAAAAGAGUGUACAGGUUUUACGGAUUUCUGUCUGGAGUGGUCUUUGUUACUUGCAUUAUCCUCAAUAUGAACCGUACGGUUGUUUCUGACGGUGUUGUUUAAAUGGUGGGGAAGAAGAUAUAUUCUUGCCAUUUGCAAAAGGUAUAAUGGUGGCAUUGCUCAUGGUUUUAGACGAUAGACAGGAAAGCUCAUGUACACCAGAUUCUUUUGCAAGAGUUUCAAAAAUUCCCAGUUCACGCAAUUGUUAGAACUCGUUUAUAUCUUUCAAGAAUCAAUACAUUUCAUCACUCUUCAUUACUUACUUCUGAAGUAUUUUGGUGGUAUGUGAUCCAAGAGGGAGUUAUAAUGACAGUUGCGCAUUCAAGUUGGAGUUCUCUACACACGUCUUGUCGUGUUGGGUAUUUUCAGAUUCAAGUUACCUAUAUACUGAUGUGGGUGGCCUUUAUGAAAUGGAAAUCAAAUUGUACUUUCCAGGUAUAUGGAGUGCUGAAAAUGUGGGUUGGAAUAUUUCAGAAACUCGGCUCGUGCUCAGGGAAAUUCAAAUCCUACCUGGAAGGUUGUUGGUUGGAUACUUGAGGUGGAAAUUCAGAUUGGUUCCACCUGGGUUGUGGAGUGUGAAAAUUUUACGCUGGGUUGAUAACAUUUUUAUCUCAGUGGGAAUUAUAGGGGCAAUAUGUUCUGUGAAGCUGAGGCUCCUAAUGGAACAGCAACAUCUUUUAUUAAGACUCGAGAGCAAUUUGUUCUCAACAAGUUUGUGGAGUAUGGAAAAUGGUUGUUGAUGGUAGUUGUUUGAUGGAGGAAACUACUGUACAACUGAAGACUAUAAGCAACUGAAGACCAGGAUUAUUGAUGAGAUUGAGACUACUUUACAGGUAAUAUUACUCACUACUCACAAACUGUUACAUGACAACUGUUCUACCAUUGUCAUCCACUCUGAUCAUAGGAUAUUCGAUCGAGGCAAGAAAUUAGAUAGUGUUCAGGGGUUUUCUUAUCUUGCUGGUGAUAGUGACUUCUACUUCGAUGCAAAUACUUCUUGUUUGAAAGUUCUUCAUGGAUCGAUUUUUCUAGAUCAUUUCAUUGGCAUUAUGGGAUCUCAAUUCAGGCAGUCUCAGGGUGGUUGAGGGUGGAGAUCUGUACAUUUCGUAUUCCCACCAUAUGAGAGGAGAUGUAAGAUGUAUAUUCGUAUUAUUAAGAGAGGAAAGUUGGCACUUGGGUUAUGCAAUUAGAGUUUUAAGCAUAACGAUUUAUAACGGGACAAAAGUUUUCUUAAGAAUGGGAGCAAAUCAUCUCAAAACUGUUGAACUCAAUUUCCCAAUUGCAUUACUAUUGGUGGUCUCACUGAAAUGCAAAGGUGCUACAAAUGGUGAUGCUCAGCUCAGUGGAGUGCUUGUGUGUAAUUCUGGUCAGGUUGGGACCUUUGAUGGCAAGACAAUAAGGUAAUUUUUACUGAAUUCUUUGCUUUCAUUUUUCCCACAGUAAUCACAGGUGUAGUAAGGAUCUAUAGCAAAGUUCUUGAGCAAUUAAAGGUUAAAUUACGGGUUACAGUCAAGUGUGUUGCUCCUGGUGAAUUCUUAGAAGCUAGACCAGUAGCAUAGACGCUACAUCAUCUCUCUAUAUACAAGGUUAUGGCUGAGAAUGCAAGAGGUGUUUCUUUGAGUGUCUACCAGGAGGGAAGCGAUGAAGAUAGCACACUCUCGGCCUCAGGGCAUGAGCAACAGAAUGUCGGCUCCCCAGGUUGAUUUUACCGCAGGAGGUACGCCCUGGUGCAGUCAUGUGCCUUGGCAGUUUGUUGGUCAGUUGUUCUUCUUUUGUAAUAGUUUCUCUAUCAGCAGUACAAUUUCAUGGAUUUAAAUCUCUUAAUCUAACGAUGAAUCAAGAAAUAGUUUUUGUCCCGUUUG
Papaver somniferum (opium poppy) is the source of this 4933-nucleotide messenger RNA. RefSeq lists its product as uncharacterized. The coding region runs from base 14 to 688 and encodes 224 amino acids. Lineage: Eukaryota; Viridiplantae; Streptophyta; Magnoliopsida; Ranunculales; Papaveraceae. The transcript has 9 exons. The record is from RefSeq and is a predicted model, not a curated record.